UCUACUGCAUGCUGAGCGUUUGCAAUGGCGGAUGUGUCUGAGAGGACGUUGCAGGUGUCUGUGCUAGUGGCUUUCGCCUCUGGAGUGGUCCUGGGCUGGCAAGCGAAUCGGUUGCGGAGGCGUUACCUGGACUGGAGGAAGCGGAGGCUGCAGGACAAGCUGGCGACGACUCAGAAAAAGCUGGACCUGGCCUGAGCACGUUGGGUUCUCUCCAAGCCUCGCGCAGCCCGGAUCCGGGGAGCUGCGCGACUACACGCCCUGAGUCCCGGCUCGUCCUUGCACGGCUUGCAGGAACGUGGCUUGCUUCCAGACCUCAGAAAGAAAAUAGUUUUGUCUUCGCUAACAGCCUGUGCUCAGCUUGUCGAAGAUGGAUAUAAAGCACGGGAAAGAAAACAUUUCUUGCACUUUAUGAAUCUAUUUUUAAAAUAAAAAAUUUUAAACAUCUUUGAAUCAUUUUUUUCCUCCUCACAAAGGAAAGCAGUGUUUUGCCUCCCAUUCAGUUUGCUGCUGUAAGAGACUUGAAGCAUGAAAGCAGAGACUUUCUGAUAGAAUCUCACAUCCUUGAAUACAGCCUGGAUCUGAUCAAGGGACCACGAUGAGUCAUUUUUCUGGACAUAUCAGAAAAGCUAGUGACUGUGUCAAAUGCCUGAAUUAAGCAGUACAAAUGCAAGAUAUUUGCACUGACACAUUGUCCUCAUUUUUAAAGAAGAAAAUCAGUUUGUUCUUCAGGAAAACACCAUGGCCCAUUUUCCUAGGAUUAUUAAGCCUUAUUUCUGACUUUGUUCUUAUUCUAUGAAUCCAGCAAGGACUGAAAUGCAGGCUUUUAGAGCACCAUCCUUUAGUUGACUGAAGCUCUAGUCAGCACCCCUCACUGAGACUAGCUGAAGAUCUUUGAGCCUAAACGGACCGUUUAGCGCAAUCCCUGGCACGGGGUGGUGGCGCCCGCUGAUAGCGUCAUCUUGCUGAGCCCUUGCUUUGGUUUCCCUGGCAACCGGCGCGGUCCCGCCGGCGGCGGCUAGGCCAAUGCUCGCCCGGCGGCCGCGGGACCCGCUGCAGGCGCUGAGGCGCCGCGGGCAGGAGCUGAAGCUGCAGGUUGAUAGUUUGGUUACUGAAAGCCAACUAACAGGUGCUCUGGAACCAAGUAAAAGGAGAGAUAUUUACCAAAGAUGUAUCCAGUUAAAACAGGCAGUAGAUGAAAAUAAAAACGCUCUUCAAAAAUUAAACAAAGCUGACGAAGCUGCACCUGUGGGGAACUAUGAGCAGAGGAAGGAGGAGGAGCACACUCUUCUGGAGAAGCUAGCCUGCCAGCUGCAGGAGCUUGCCGUGGGCAUCAGCAGGAAAGACACUCUCAAAGUUGAGGCACACAGUGACAAGGAAGAAGAUGACACCACUGAGGAUGAUGAAGAAGAAACUGAAGAAACUGGUGGAGAGGAAGAAGAGUCAGAAGGGGACGAGGAAGGAAAGCAGGAGCAAGCCUCCCCAGAACAUGCAGAAACUGUCACAUACAUUGCUCUUGGGGACUUCGCUGCUCAGCAGGCUGGCGACCUGACCUUUAAGAAAGGAGACAUUCUCCAUAUAAUUGAGAAAAGGCCUGAUGGUUGGUGGCUGGCUAAAGAUGCUGAAGGAGGUGAAGGUCUCAUUCCCAGGACCUACUUGGAGCCCUAUAAUAAAGAAGACAAGCUGGAAUCAAGCGAAGGCAGUGAGGAGGAUGGUGAGGAGGGUGACGAGGAGGGUGGCGGUGAGGACGGUGAGGACGGUGAGGACGGUGAGGAGGACGUGGAGGUGGUGGAUGAAACUGCAGAUGGAGCCCAAGUGAAACAGAGAACUGAUUCCCACUGGAGUGCGGUUAGAAAAGCUAUCUCAGAGCAGAUCAACACAGUUGAUGUGUUAGCCACAAUGGGAGCCAUUCCUGCAGGGUUCCGGCCUUCCACACUCUCCCAGCUGCUGGAUGAAGCAGGGGGCCGCUUUCGAGCAAGCUACUUCUUGCAGCCGGAGCUCACGACAUCGCAGCUGGCCUUCAGGGAUCUAACGUGGGAUGCCAAGGCAGGCACGAUCAUGUCAAGACCAAGUCGUGUUUCAUUGAUUCUGACCCUAUGGAGCUGUAAAAUGAUUCCUCUCCCAGGAACAAGCAUACAGGUCCUCAGCAGACACAUCCGCCUCUGCCUGUUUGACGGCAGCAAGGUCCUGAGUAAUAUUCAUACAGUCCGAGCCGUGUGGCAGCCUAAAAAGCCAAAAACAUGGACCUUUUCUCCUCAGGUCACUGGCAUCUUGCCGUGCUUGCUCGAUGGUGACUGUUUUAUCAGGUCCAAUUCUUCAACUCCAGACCUCGGGAUAUUAUUUGAACUUGGAAUUUCUUAUAUUCGCAAUUCGACUGGUGAGAGAGGAGAGUUAAGCUGUGGCUGGGUGUUUCUUAAGCUUUUCGAUGCCAGUGGAGUUCCUAUUCCAGCAAAAACAUACGAACUCUUCCUGAAUGGCGGCACUCCUUAUGAAAAAGGUGUUGAAGUAGACCCUUCAGUGUCCAGAAGAGCACAGGGCAGUGUUUUCCGUCAGAUGAUAAGCGUGCGGAGGCAGCCUCAACUUCUGGUGAAACUUCGGUCUCUGAACAGGAGGUCAAGGGCCAUGCUCAGUCUGCUGCCAGAAACCUUGGUGGGGAGUAUGUGCUCCGCUCACUUGCUGAUAUUUUACCGACAAAUUCUUGGAGAUGUGCUCCUGAGAGACAGGACAAGCCUGCAAAGUGCUGAUUUAAUUAGUCACCCCGUGCUGGCCACCUUCCCUCUGCUCCUGGAGCAGCCCGAUGUGAUGGAUGCUCUCAGGAGUUCCUGGGCUGAGAAAGAAAGCACACUAAAGCGAUCGGAGAAGAGAGACAAAGAGCUCCUAAAGGCCGAGUUCCUCCUGGUCUACCAUGACUGCGUGCUCCCUCUUCUGCAUUCCACAUUGCUGCCCCCCUUUAGGUGGGCCGAGGAAGAGACAGAGGCUGCUAGGUGGAAAGCCAUCGCUGACUUCCUCAAGCAAAGCCGAGAGAACGAGGGUUCCCUGAAGGCUCUUCUGUCACCAGAUGGAGUUCACAAACCAUUUGACCUUUCGGAGCAGACCUAUGACUUCUUGGGUGAAAUAAGAAAGAACUCAGGCUAAUGACGGCCAUGGCUCCCGAUUCCCACUGGACCCAGUGAGCUCCCCAGGAUGACUUGGCUCAAACAACAGAACCAAAAGAAACAGACUGGUUAGAACUUAGGUCAUAUUCUUUUGUGUGCAAAUAAUAUUUUCAAAGAACUAUCUAAUAAUUUGAUGCAUGUAAAACAAUAAAAUAAAUUUUAUAAGGAA
Rattus rattus (black rat) is the source of this 3321-nucleotide messenger RNA. It is a transcript of the gene Nphp1, whose product is annotated as nephrocystin 1. Gene Ontology annotation, biological process: protein localization involved in establishment of planar polarity. Gene Ontology annotation, molecular function: protein binding. Lineage: Eukaryota; Metazoa; Chordata; Mammalia; Rodentia; Muridae. The transcript is spliced from 22 exons. Bases 1024 to 3132 code for a protein of 702 amino acids. The record is from RefSeq and is a predicted model, not a curated record. Gene Ontology annotation, cellular component: cytoplasm; cilium.